Messenger RNA from Abrus precatorius (Indian licorice), 2405 nucleotides. RefSeq names its product protein NUCLEAR FUSION DEFECTIVE 4-like. The record is from RefSeq and is a predicted model, not a curated record. NCBI's taxonomy places the organism in Eukaryota, Viridiplantae, Streptophyta, Magnoliopsida, Fabales, Fabaceae. Gene Ontology annotation, cellular component: membrane. The transcript is spliced from 3 exons. The coding region runs from base 236 to 2026 and encodes 596 amino acids.
AAAUGGUGAUUUGCUGAAAGAAAGAAUGGGCAAUAUAUCAUUUUCUAAUACUUAACGUAGGGAUAUUGACGGGACGAAACAAACGUGAGGUUACAGAAUACUAUACCCGUUCAAGAUAAUUGACUGUACCUAUAUAAAACUCUCAGGCGAACUCUCACAUAGUUGACUAUUAUAUCUGAACUCGAAGCAGAGUAUGCACUAGAAUUGGCAAUAAAUUACAGGAUCAGUUGCAGAGAUGGUUUCAGUGCACGAGAGAUUGAAGAAAUUCGUGGGGCACAGAUGGAUGGUGUUUGUGUGUGCAAUGUGGGACAUGUCGUUUGCGGGAACGUCUUACAUGUUUGGGAGCAUAUCGCCGGUGAUAAAGAGCAACAUGGGUUUCAACCAGAAGGAGGUGGCUCUCUUGAGUGUGGCCAAGGAUUUGGGUGACAACGUUGGACUUCUAGCUGGGAAAAUCAGUGAGACAUGUCCCACUUGGGGUGUUAUACUUGUUGGGGUGUUCCAGAAUGUUGUUGGUUAUGGCCUUGUUUGGCUCAUCGUCACGCACAGGUUUCCUUCUUUGCCUUUGUGGGUGCUAUGCAUUCUAAUCUUUGUGGGGCAAAAUGGAUCAACAUAUUACAACACAGCUGCUCUCGUUUCUUGCGUGCAAAGUUUCCCUGAAAGAAGAGGACCCGUGGUGGGAAUAUUGAAAGGCUUCGUUGGCCUAAGCGGUGCAAUUUGGACUCAAAUAAUAGCCAUGAUCAAAAUCCCUGAUCAGGCAUCACUGAUUUUCAUUAUUGCAGUUGGACCCGCAAUGGUUUCGUUUGCUCUCAUGUUCAUCAUAAGACCUGUUGAGAGUUAUAGACAAUCUAGAUCUUCCGAUGACUCAGGAUUCAUGUUUAUCUACAGCAUUUGUCUUCUGUUGGCUGCUUAUUUGAUGGGAGUUUUGCUGCUAGAGAAUAUGCUUGAUUUGGACCAGAGCAUCAUCACAUUAUUUCCUGUUAUCUUGAUCAUUCUCAUCUUGCUUCCAAUUAUAGUUCCUAUUCUAUUGGUUUUAUUCUCUGAUCCCAAAAGUCCUGAUGAGGAAGCCCUCUUGGAACCACCAAUGCUAGCAGCAACUAAAUCUAUGCAUGUGGUUGAGGAGAUUAGUACUACUAGUAGUGCUAAACAUGUUGUAAAUGAGAAGCAUCCAAAUCUAGAGGUGCAUACAUUAUCAGAAGGGCCAAGGGAUGUAUUUCGAUUUCAAGCUAGACUUUGGCAAGCAGUUACCACAGCUGUGAAGAAAAUCAAGCGAAAAAAUGGCCCCCAUAGAGGAGAGGAUUUCACCUUAUCACAAGCAAUGGCCAAGGCUGAUUUUUGGAUCAUGUUCUUCUCUCUAGUCAUGGGUGCAGGAUCCGGGUUGACAGUGAUAAACAACAUGGGUCAGAUAUGUCAAUCCUUGGGAGACGACAAUGUCAAUGUGUAUAUAUCAGUUAUCAGCAUAUCGAACUUCCUUGGUCGUGUUGCUGGCGGCUACUUCUCGGAGGUUAUAGUAAGAAAUUUUGCGUACCCGAGAAUUGUUGCAUUGGCAGUGAUUCAAGCAAUGAUGUCUUUGGGACUCUCCUAUUAUGCAUUGGGCUUGGUUGGACAAAUUUAUGUAGUGGCUAUAUCUACGGGUUUUGGAUAUGGUGCCCACUGGUCAAUUGCCUUAGCUGCAGCUUCAGAACUAUUUGGGUUGAAGAACUUCGGAACUUUGUACAAUUUUCUUACUGUGGCAAGCCCAACUGGGUCUCUAUUUUUAUCUGGAGUGGUAGCAAGCACAAUAUACGACUAUUAUGCGGAGCAGCAAGCCAAACACCGUAUGAUGCAAACUUAUGGUGCCUCAACCAACUUGGCAAUGCCUUAUGUCACUGGAAAUAAUGAGUUGCUUCUUUGUGAGGGUAACAUUUGCUUCUCCCUAACAUGUGCAGUCUUAGCAUUUGUUUGCUUAUUUGCUGCUGCUUUAAGCUUGAUCAUAGUUCACCGGACUAAGAGGUUCUAUGGUCAACUUUAUGGGAAGACUCGAACUUGAGUGGGGUAUAGCAGAGGAAACACUUGUAAUCAUUAAAGAACUUUGCUAUAUAAUAAUCCUCUUUUUGUAACUUAAAUAAAGAAGUGCAUUCAUUUGUUAUCUUAAAAUAUGAAAAUAAUUUAUUAAUUUCUUCGUUUUGUAAUUAAGAGAAUUUGUAGGCAUAAUAGGUAAGAUGAUUUAGAAUUAUUCAUCAUGGGAGUAGAGACCGGAGAGUCUAAUGUAGUUUGAAUAUUCUGUGUUGAAUCAAUGUUAUAUACACUGUUCUCCCAUCUCUCCUUUGGUCUCUUAAGUUUUAUUUUUGUAUUUGUACCCUUAUAUUACUCUAAGCAUACUCUUGUAUGCCCACCUACAGUAUGGGGUAAGGAUACGACAUUUUUUU